AUGGGUUGUCGCAUUUCUUCUUCGAACAAUGAAAACCUGUUCACACCAACGGAAGACAGUGAAAUGGCCACUACAAGCCACCAACCGAGCGUGGAUUACAAAGCGCGCCUAGAGCGGAAGCAGUGCCUGGCAAAGGAAACACCGGAACCAAUAUACGAUUUGGAGGAUUGCAAUCUGAAAGAUGUGCCCGCUGGUGUGUUCGUUAUGUGCAAGGUCCUGCGAAAGGAUGCCCUCACACUGGCCAAGAAUAAGCUAUCCUCCCUGGCCGCGGGUGGCACACUGGACGAUCUACUCUUACUGCAAUCGUUAAACCUUUCAAACAAUCGUUUCAAGAAGCUGCCCGAUGAUAUAUACAAACUAGAAAACCUCAGGGAACUAUUUUUAGCGAACAACGCCUUGGAAAAGCUACCGAUAACGAUAGGACGACUAAAGAAAUUGGAACUGCUCAAUCUUUCAGCGAACAAUCUAGCGAACGUAGAACAGAUAGCGUUCAUGACCAACCUUAGAGUGCUGGACAUUAGCGGCAAUGUACGUCUUUCUCAGCUGCCCAGCCAGCUGGCAACGUGUGAUAAUCUCGUAGAUAUUGUGCUCGAUCCGACCUACAUAGUAAACCCACCGGCAGAUGUAGUGGCCGGCGGCACAUAUGCCAUCGUAAAGUAUCUUUCGACCGGUGAAUUCCAUCAAGAUCCGAGUGGGAAAACCGAACCCGAUGGCAGCGUCGCGCUCGAACGGCAGAAGGCAACCACGUCCGCUUUCCUUACGAGCGAACGUAGCGACCAACGCCAGCAGGAGCUGGCCCGCGAUCGGUACGAGAAGGAACGGAAGCUACUCGAACGCGAACGGUUGGCGUUCGAGAAGGAUAUGCUAACGGAGAGUAAGCUGCACGAACAGCAGCAGCUGCGGAAACAGAUGCUGCUACAGCAACUGCUCGAACAACAGAACCAAAACGAAACGCAGGUGCACAAGCUGCAGCAGGAAAAGCAGACGGAAAGAGAACGGCUUAUCGAUAACAUUAUGAAAGAUGAUCAAAAAUCGAGCGAGUUGGUAAACAAUCUACUCGCGCUAAAGAAUGGUCCCGAUCCGGCUUUCCUCGAGCAGGAACGUGAAGAGCAGAAACGGCUGCUCGAGCAUCUGCACAUCCAGCAGAACGAUCUGCGCAAACAGGAAGUACUCGGUGCGAUGACCAACCUGCUCGAGAAUGAAAUCAACAUCAUACAAAACUUUCACAAUCAACGAGAUCAAUCGUCGCGCAGCAUACUCGAGCGCGAGUACGAAACGAACAAUCUGCUGAACAAUGUGUUUUUGAACUAUGACAAAAACCGGCAAGAUGUAAUCGACCAGAUAACGUUCGACGAGGAUAUACAGAAGAGCGCUGUGGCGGCGUUGAUUGCACGGAACGAUUCACGCACCUGGGGUUUGGUUGAGCAGGUGCGAAUUGUUGAAACGCAGCUGGCCGCACUAACGCUGUACGAGAUCGAACGCAAGAAGGUUAACCAGGACGAUCAAAUUAUUAAUUUGACCGAUCAACGAAUCAAUUUAACGUACGUUCUUACGGAUUUGCUCAAACAACAGGACCAACGUAAACAGCAGCUGCUGGAUACGCUCAAGAUAAUUGAAAAGCAAAAGGAAAAUGAACAAACCGAUUUCUGGUUGCUACAGUACCAGCGCCUUCUUGAUCGACAGCCGACGGAAGUUUCGCACGAUACCGCCUCGAUCGAUCCUGUGCUGGGUUACCAAUUUUUAGCGAACGGUGUAGUGCACUGUUUGCCAUUCUUGUCGAAAAUAUGGCAAAACAAGGACAAGGAAUUGUGCAACGUCACAGAGCAGGAUUUGAUGAAUGCCGGCGUACAAAACCCUACAGAUCGGCACGGUAUUUUGCAAUCGAUUGCCAACUAUUACGAUUAUUUGAACGGUAGGAUUGACUAUCCGGAAGGGGAAUCGGCCACAGUUACGCCAAUGGCGACGGCACCGAUCGACGAGGACUACCAUCAUGAAGACGAACGUAGAAGAAGCUCGGUGGAGAUGGGUUUGGAAGUUGAAGCGACUUCAUCCGUGGUACCGACCGUUCCACGUGUUUCCACUGCCGGUGGUGUUGGUGGUAGAGCAUCCGGUCCAGCAUCCAACGAAGCGAUCAGUCCCGUAAGCGCUGGAGCUGUUGUGGCACAAUUUGCAGAAUGCGUUAUCUGUAUGGAACAAAUGGUACAAGUGAUAUUUUUACCAUGUGGCCAUAUGUGCUGUUGCUCCGGAUGUCACAUCGAGAUUCACGAUUGUCCGAUGUGCCGUGCCUACAUCGAGAGGAAAAUCAAAGUCAUACAGCCUUAG
This is a messenger RNA of Anopheles marshallii, 2322 nucleotides long. RefSeq names its product E3 ubiquitin-protein ligase LRSAM1-like. The record is from RefSeq and is a predicted model, not a curated record. Gene Ontology annotation, molecular function: protein binding. NCBI's taxonomy places the organism in Eukaryota, Metazoa, Arthropoda, Insecta, Diptera, Culicidae. The transcript is spliced from 7 exons. The coding region runs from base 1 to 2322 and encodes 773 amino acids.